AUGGGUGGUUCAGACGAGUUGCCCGAUGCAGAAAUUACGCUGUGUAUUCGCUCAGGUGGCAGUUGGAGCCCAUGCGCUCCAUCAGCAGUAGUGUGGCUGCGAAUGGCCUCGCCAAACAACAUUUAUGGUCUGGGCAGCUUACGUCAAGUUUGGGAUGGUUGGGGCCUAGAGCAAGAUCAACAGUGUACAUGGGAACUCCAAACGCGAGGGCGGAACAUGCACCUGAAUGGGCUGAACAAAAGAGAGAAGAUCGAACAUCGCUUUUAUGAAAAAGUAUGUACGGCGUCCAUCCCCUAUAUCACGAAAGUGGCCAACAUGAUCAGAUCUCUCGCGUUCAUUGAGGAUAUUAGUGCAAGAGAGAGUGGGUCUUUGCCUCCAUGUACCAUCGAACACGAUCGGGUGGCAGUCCGUCUCGAUUCUCGUGGAGUAAAGCUCUCCUUCAAGCGAACCAUUCCUAGACAGAAACGCGCCACCAGCCCCAAUAGUAUCGUCGAGGCUGAUGUAAGUGAUAACUCAAUCAGUGAAAUGGCUUCGGUAUCGGUAACCGAAGAGUACAUCAACGAGAUACUUUACGACCUGACAGAGAGUGGGAAC
Messenger RNA from Haemonchus placei, 594 nucleotides. The record is from the annotation of a GenBank genome assembly. NCBI's taxonomy places the organism in Eukaryota, Metazoa, Nematoda, Chromadorea, Rhabditida, Trichostrongylidae.